GACGGGACCACCGGGGCACGCCGGCGGGGUCCGGGUCGCAGCAGGAAGGCGCCGCGCAACGUGCUCACGCGAAUGCCCUUGCACGAAGGUAGCCCUCUGGGUGAAUUGCAUCGUUGUAUCAGGGAGGGGGUGAAGGUGAAUGUUCAUAUCCGCACUUUCAAGGGACUCCGGGGUGUCUGCACAGGCUUCCUCGUUGCAUUUGACAAGUUCUGGAAUAUGGCACUUACUGAUGUGGAUGAGACCUACCGAAAACCUGUUCUAGGCAAAGCGUAUGAACGGGAUUCUUCGUUGACUCUCACUAGGCUAUUCGAUCGGCUGAAACUUCAAGAUUCCUCCAAGAAGGAAGCAGAUUCUAAGUCUGCAGUUGAAGACUCCACUCUGUCCAGAUACUCCCAGACAUCCACUUGGAAGGUGGCUUCAGUGUGGGGAAGAGAAGACACUGACCGGGGCUCACGCAAGCGUUCCCGAUCUGUUCCUUCUUCCCUGCAGGCAUCUGCAAGGGAGGAGUCCAGAUCAGAGCUGUCAGGGAGGACUACACGGACAGAAGGGUCUAGUACGGGAGGUACCUUCUCCAGGGCUACCACCCUUUCCAGGGGCCAAUCCCGUAAAAAAAAACGAAAGCCCAAGGUGGAUUAUCAGCAGGUAUUCACCCGACACAUAAAUCAGAUUUUCAUUCGAGGUGAGAAUGUCCUGCUGGUUCAUCUUGCACAGUAACCAGCUCAGCCCGACUUGAGCUUUGGUUUUUAGAAAUAAAGUGCAUGAAUUGCUACUCUGCUGUAUCCUAGUAUCCCAAGGAAACCCUGAAUUGGAAUGCUUCCCUCUGGUCCUGCACCUGCAGAGGAUAGAGCAGGCUCGACCCUCUGGAAGAGGAGCUCAAGGGGAAGAUAGGCCUUUAGGAGAGUGGGCACUUGAGUUACUGUCAAGAUAGAAGCUAUGCUUAGGUACAAGGCUUCUGAUGGGUGUCAUGGUCUACUUCAUACUCUCAAACCAAAUAUAAGAUCUUCCAUUUGACUCAGCAUCACAAUAUAAGCAGAAUUCACUCUUCAGAGAUUAUAGAAAAAAAUGUCUCAAAAAUUCUCAUUUUUAAAAGCUUGUAUCCUGACAAGUCAUGAAUUUGAAUCUAAGAGUAGCAAUGUAAUUGCCCCAGAGGCCUGCACCCACAUUUUGUAACUGACCUAUGAAUUUUGCUCUACACAAUUUUCUCUUGAUCAAGAAGUGAAAUUUAUUAUCUUUGACUAUCUAUAAGGCUAGAAAAGUUGCCAACUAACAUAGAGGUGAAAUUUAGAUAGGUUAGGUUACUAUGCUCAAAGCAGGCAGCAGUAAAUGCUGUUUUGGUCCCUCUUUCUUGUUACACAAAGAAUGCAGAACCUCAUCAGUCUUCCCCUAACCCAGAGGUAGCCUCUGCAAACAGCAUACCAGAUGGGACUGUCACAUGCUUGUGUGGUGGCUUCUUGUUCUUCUGACUUCUGUGGCAUGGUGCUAGUGCAUGUACCCUGUGGUAUUACCCCGCUGUACAUAGAGUGAACUGUCCUGUGAGCUUUGUGGCAGGAGACUGUGACCUUCAUAUCUGACUUCAAAGAGUUCUACAUGAACUCAGUAACACACACACACACACACACACACACACACACAUCAAAGGGGCUGAGAGUCCCCUUUCCAGGCCGGACUGGCCUUGUAUAGAAAAUCUUUCAGAAUGAUGUUACCAUGAAUUAAGGGUGGUAGUUUUAUUCCCACAUGUCAGGCCAAAGAGGGUCUUAUAAAGUACAGUGGGUAGUGUCUAAAGAGACACCUUACUCACAACUUGGCUUGGGUAACAGGAAGCCACAAGACCUGUGGACAUUCCUACUUGAAUCAUUACAUGCUUUUUCAAUCAACAGUGCAGAAUAGGCUGCAUCUUGACACAGACUGUUAGGCAAUAUUGACUUUUUGUUAGUUUAUAUUUGUUUUAGAUAAAUUAUGUUCAAAGUGAGAAUAAGAAAUAACCAACCAAUUAAAAUGUAUGAAAAGGAGAAUUUUCCCUGCUGUGUUUGUCAUGUCACUUGGAUAGCCUUCUGAGAAGCAGGGUGAAUGAAGUUUAGGGAACUAGAACACCUGGUUCUUCUGCGAGCUGGACCACUGGCUUACCACACGAUGAAAGGUGAGCAGAUUUAACCCCUCUGUGCCUCAGUUUCUCCCAUCAGACACCUACCUCACAGGGGCAUCAUGACAAAGAAUUUUAGGAAGGCCUUUUACAGCCUCUAAACACGUUUAAGUGCCAUGAAUAACUUUUACGAUCUCUAUUUCAUAGCUCUGUAGAACUCUAUAUGUCUUAUGAGCAAGGCAGGUGCUACAUGAACAAGGAAUCUUCCUAAGUGACAUAUUAUGGUCUUGUAAUUAUCUUUGGAAGGCAGAGAAACUUCAGGAACUGUUUUCCAUAUUCCCUUCCUUCCUCUGGAAGGACAAUGAAAGUUCUCAGAAGAAUAUCAGUAAGAGAAAAGUGACCCUUUUUGCUGCUCCCCCCCACAUCCCAGCCCCCACCUUUUUCUGAUAAUUAUCAAAAAAUAUUCCCUUGAACUUUGCAAGGUGUUUAUAUGAUAAAACCAAAGGGAAAAUGAGCAUCUAAAGAUGACACAUCCCCAAAGGGGAAUUUGUGGAAGUUUUUUUGUUUUAUGUUUACUUGUUUUUUUCAGUGCAUAUUAAAGUAUACUCUAGAGCCAGAUCAGAUGCACUAAAGUUUAAAGAGAUUCCAAGUCACGAACUCAAGUCAAUAAUUAUCUUAGGAAUCAGCCAGUUUAAAUUCUCUUCUAAAUAAUGUGUCCAAAACUCUUAUUCUCCAAAUUAAUGGUUGUGCUAUUUAUCAUCAGGCCUGCAUCUCCUAUGUGGCUGUAUUAGGAGAUGCCUGCCUGCUUGUCCCUCAUCUAGAAACCAUAGUACUAUUUUCCCCAUAAUGUAUAUAUUUGGAAUCAAAGGUAAUAUAAUCAGUUCCCAUUCAUUCUAGUGCCUAGUUAAAUCUAAUUGGAUUUGUUUAAACGUGCCAAUUUUCAUGUUUAUGUAUAACUUUUAUAUAGCCACAUAAGGAUUGAUUUACUAUUUUCUCCCACAUAACAGUUCUAAGAAGAUUAGUUUUAAACUGUAAGAUAUAACCAGAUAUGCCAUAUGAGCCCAUUUAUUUGUUUAGACAGUGAUUCUGGUGUUUCAUACAAAGAAUGAUAAUUAUUUUUAGAGAAGUCAGUUUUUUUUUAAUUAUUGCUUUCUCUUUAUCAUUGGAGAAAUUUUUCAAAAGUAAAGAAAAAAUAGGUCCUAACAAUAUAUUGCUGCUCAAAUGAUGUUAUCAUCUAAGGCCAGUAUAAUAAGUUGCUCUGGAGUAUGGGGAGUAGCUCAGUGAUAGUAUAUGAGCUUAGCAUGUGUAAGGCCCUGGGUUCUAUCCACAGCACCAUAAAUAAAUAAAUAAAUAUGUUUUUUAAAAAGUUGCUAUGGAAAUAACUGAAGUCUUCCUCAGGAGAAGGAAAGGGCAAAGUAAUGGUAGGGUACAGGCACCCUCCUCCCCCAACUCACCUGGGAUAGGCCCUACAUAGCUGAAAUACAGAACUGGUCCCUGGUAUUCUCCAGGGAUUCUGGCUUGGGAAGCAAUGUCAUUAAGAACAGUACAUAUUUUUGAAUAUCCAACUUUGGUUCUUCACGGUAAUCUCUAGGCACAGAAAUAUGUUUCCAAGACAAUUCACAGGACAUACCUGUGCAAUGGGAAAGGCUUCUUAGAAUUAUUCAGCUUUAUUAGGUAGUAUUAAUGAGUGAUUAAGAAACUCAAGAUAUGGUUUCACACUUAGAACAAUUUUAGGUGCCGUUCUUUGUAUACAUAAGUGACUCUGUUGCUUCACCCUUAGUAAAACUUGCACUUGGUUGCUUUUUUUUUUUUUUUCAUUUUGGGGAACAUUUCUGUGUCUUCCAGGGACCAUCUUGUGCAGAGGCAGACAGCUUUGGAUCAGUUGACAUCUUACUCUAUGUGCAUGGCACAGGUCAAGUCAGAAAGCCUGGGGGAUAUUGACAUUAAGGUCUAGGCGCAUAGAAACAAACCUGUGCUACCAGUUUUAUUGGUGGAUCAGGAGCAGCUUCUGUCCUAGGGUGUAAAGGUGAAGCAGUACCUGCAGAGAUGUCAGGUCAUGUAUGACCUGCCCUCAGUCCCUAUAAGCCUCACCUCUGUGUACCUUUCUAUCCCUUGAGGGGAAAAAAGAACUAGAAACCUAACUUGAUACAGAAUGGACAUUUGUAUUUCUAUUUGCACUACUACUUUAGCAGCUCACAUGGGCGAAGUCAUGAAAUAGAAUUGAUUCUAUAAAUUGUUUAAAUUUCCUCUAAAUUUUGCCUUUUGGAAAAAAAUUAAAAUUCCUUUAAGACAGCUAGCUGUCAUUGGUGCUGCCCUAGAACUUUCUUUUAUGUGUUUUUUUCUGAAUGAAAUGAUUGCUGUGGGAAGGUCAGGGUUCAUAUAAAAGAAGAGUAUCAUGGUACAAAUAUAAUAGUUUUGCAGCUGUUUCAAUUUUUCUUUUCCUGUACCAGAUACAUAGUGCAGCCAGCCUCAUUUCAGUAACUUAUGUUCACCAAUCUGUGUUUCUCUUCUCCCAGAAGGCCUUUCUUAAUGGUUGUAAAGCAGAAGCAUCUUAUCUGAGCCCAUGUUGCAAAGGUGGGCAGUCUGUCAUUACUUUCUGGCAAGUUGAGCUGAUGGAUUUAAGAUAAGCCUUUGGGGUUCCUGUCACCAUUUUCUGGCUUCUGAAGAAGGGUUGGGCCUCCUUUACUCUUAGUGUUUUGAGUAUUUUUCAAAUGUUUAUAAGUUCUCUUGCACUCUUCUAAUAAAAAUGAAAGCUCUCUGUCAAGAAAUGGCUGUGGAUGGCUCAGAGAUCUAGGAAAAGAAACAUAAGUACACCUGAGACUUUCAGUUGGUUUUUUAUUUAUUUAGAAUAAAAAGUAGUUUGAUAAGCUACCAGAGUUACUGCUUCUUUAAAAACACUCUCUGAAAAGAUAGGAACUGUCCCUUAGGAAAGCUAUAAAAGCUAUUCCCAAUACAUUGCAAUUGCUUUUGAUUUUUAGUCCUUUGGAGCAAAUAUCUGAUGUUAUGUCUGAUGUUAUGUUUUUAGAGCUGUGAAGAAAAUGUCUGAAAAAAUUUAGGAGUAUUAUUUAAACUCUGAUUAUCUGGCUGUAUUAGGUGGAGUUAGGUUUUGGGGCAGCUACUCACUUCUUUUCCUGUUGUCCUGACAGUAAAGCAGAUAGUAAACCAUGUCUUUAAAAGUGAUUUUCUUAUUUCAUCUGACAUCUGAAGACAUCAGCCUUCUAUUGGGCAACCCUGGGGAUUCCCCUGUACACCAUAACUUAUUAAUGCUUUUUAGACAAGGCUGAAGCAGGAUGACUCUAUGUGUUUGUAGUUUCAGUAUUCAUAUACCAGCUGCUAAAUGAAAAACCAUAAGUGUAGUCUCAUCUUUAUAUUGCUCCUAAUUGUUAAUUGAAACCCUUCCUGUUUGGGAAGGAUUGCUGCUAAUAACAUCAGUUUGCAAUGUUAAGCUUUAGGUAUGUGUCAUAUGGGAGUCUGGAAACUGUAAUAAAUAUGAUUGAUUUAAUGUA
Ictidomys tridecemlineatus (thirteen-lined ground squirrel) is the source of this 5586-nucleotide messenger RNA. RefSeq names its product LSM11, U7 small nuclear RNA associated (gene Lsm11). Gene Ontology annotation, molecular function: U7 snRNA binding. Gene Ontology annotation, biological process: mRNA 3'-end processing by stem-loop binding and cleavage. Gene Ontology annotation, cellular component: U7 snRNP. NCBI's taxonomy places the organism in Eukaryota, Metazoa, Chordata, Mammalia, Rodentia, Sciuridae. The record is from RefSeq and is a predicted model, not a curated record.